Messenger RNA from Centruroides sculpturatus (bark scorpion), 1299 nucleotides. Its product is annotated as E3 ubiquitin-protein ligase RNF128-like. Gene Ontology annotation, biological process: ubiquitin-dependent protein catabolic process. The coding region runs from base 234 to 731 and encodes 165 amino acids. The record is from RefSeq and is a predicted model, not a curated record. Gene Ontology annotation, molecular function: ubiquitin protein ligase activity. NCBI's taxonomy places the organism in Eukaryota, Metazoa, Arthropoda, Arachnida, Scorpiones, Buthidae. The transcript has 5 exons.
AAGAGCUAUUUUAAGUAACGUUCCCAUUUACAUUGUGAACAAUUUUUUCACCGAUGAGAAAUUAGGCAGCGAUUGCGCAAACGCAGAAUGACUCCUCUGAGGAGGAGAGAACUUUGAUAUUUGUCUGUUCUGUUUUUGGUGAUUCCUGGAUGUCUGGACACAAAUCCUCGUUCGACAACGGGAUACUUCACGUGUUAAUCAUGAAUUGCGAAUGCUCUUAAUUUUACAUCAACAUGAAUCGAACAAUGCUAGAUGUUAGAGGUUUAGAAAAUGAUUUUGAUUGGUGGUUUAGUAGAAGAUCGUGGUUUGACACUUCAUUUUUUCCUGAAAGAUCAGAGGAUUUGUUUCAACAGAUAUUACUUGAAUUACUUUGUGAUCUGAGAGAUAUUUCUCUUUAUCCACGAUCAAAUGUACAACUAAGAAAUCGUAGAACCAGGAGAGUACCAAGACAGAGGAAUAAUGAACGACAGCAAUCUAGUAUAAAUAUUACGCUCCAGUUACCUUCACAGUCUGGAACAAAUUCCAUAUCCAGGAGUACUGAUGCCAUUAAUCAGUGUGGUCCACUUGCUGUUGGCGAUGAUGUGGAAAUCUGUGCUAUAUGUCGCGAACAAUUCAAGGAAAGGGAUAAUAUCAGGCAGUUACCUUGUGAACAUAUUUUUCAUCCCGAUUGCCUUCGUCCAUGGUUACAAAGACGGAGAACUUGUCCUACAUGCCGCCAAUAUUUGAAUUGAUGUUGAUUGUGAGAAUGACAAUAAUAUUAUAUACAUAAUUAUUUUAAAACUAGCAAGAAUAAGUUACAUAUCAUUGUAAAUCAUUUCUGUAAUUUAAUAGAGUAUGUUUAGUUUGUAAUGUGUUUAAUCUAUAUACAUAAUUAGUAAUAAUCAUAUAUAUUAAAUAAUUUAUAUAAAUCUAGGAUAAUAUUUUUCAAAUUUCAUUUCAUGUAAAUAUUUUUAUAUAUAAAAAAAUUGAGAGAAUAUCCAGAACUGUUUAGAUUUUCUUCUAAUGGAAAGUUUCUCAUUGUUGUAAUAUUUAAUAGUCUUAAAUUGUUCAUUAAUAUUAAUUUAAUUAUAUUUUAAACAUUAAUUCAUUAAUUUUUAUCGUAAAUUUAUUAAUGAUGCAGUUUAUUAUUCAGAAAUCUAUGAAAUUUGACUCCUAAAAUUUUUCAACGUUUGUGAGUAGAUAAUUUUUUAAAAUAGACAAGGAUUAAAUUUUUGUUGCACAAUGUGUCUGCAUGUGUAUAUACAUAUAUAUUAUAAAAUCAUUGAUUUUUUAAUUAAUUGAUGUGUAAUGUUUACAAAA